CAUUGGCAGUUUGAGGGCUUGCAGCCGCCUUUGGAUUGGUUGACUCUGCGGGACGCUAUGCGGCUGCGCAGAGGCCGACUCUCAAGGAGGCGGAGUUUCGUCUUUUCGCCUGGUGGAAAAGCAGUAGGAUCGGCUAGAGGCGACAGCGGAAAUCGAGCCUGAGCCCUGCUGGGGCUUUGGGCUUUAGAUUGCUCUCUAACCAAAGUGACCUCAGGAAGGGAAAAUGGCGUCUGAAUCUGAAACCCUGAAUCCCAGUGCUCGGAUAAUGACCUUUUACCCAACCAUAGACGAGUUCCGGAACUUCAGUCGAUACAUCGCCUACAUUGAAUCUCAAGGAGCUCACAGGGCUGGGUUAGCCAAGGUUGUACCUCCAAAAGAGUGGAAGCCACGAGCAUCCUAUGAUGAUAUUGAUGACCUGGUCAUUCCUGCACCCAUCCAGCAGCUGGUGACGGGGCAGUCUGGCCUCUUUACUCAGUACAACAUACAGAAGAAAGCCAUGACUGUUCGAGAGUUCCGCAAGAUAGCCAACAGUGAUAAGUACUGUACCCCACGCUACAGUGAGUUUGAAGAGCUUGAACGGAAGUACUGGAAGAACCUCACGUUUAAUCCUCCAAUUUAUGGUGCAGAUGUGAAUGGUACUCUCUACGAAAAGCAUGUCGAUGAGUGGAAUAUUGGCGGGUUGAAGACCAUCUUGGAUUUGGUAGAAAAGGAGAGUGGAAUCACCAUUGAGGGUGUGAACACUCCAUACUUGUACUUCGGCAUGUGGAAGACAUCCUUUGCCUGGCAUACAGAAGACAUGGACCUGUACAGCAUCAACUACCUGCACUUUGGAGAGCCAAAGUCCUGGUACUCUGUUCCACCUGAGCACGGAAAGCGGCUGGAGCGUCUCGCCAAAGGCUUUUUCCCAGGAAGUGCUCAAAGUUGUGAGGCUUUUCUUCGCCAUAAGAUGACCUUGAUCUCCCCUCUAAUGCUGAAGAAAUACGGCAUCCCUUUUGACAAGGUGACUCAAGAAGCUGGAGAAUUUAUGAUUACUUUCCCUUAUGGUUACCAUGCCGGCUUUAACCAUGGCUUUAACUGUGCGGAAUCUACAAAUUUUGCUACCCAUAGAUGGAUUGAGUAUGGCAAACAAGCUGUAUUGUGCUCCUGCAGAAAGGAUAUGGUGAAGAUCUCCAUGGAUGUGUUUGUGAGGAAGUUCCAGCCAGAGAGGUACAAACUCUGGAAAGCUGGCAAGGACAGCACAGUCAUUGACCAUACUCUGCCUACACCGGAAGCAGCCGAGUUUCUGAAGGAAAGUGAGCUGCCACAAAGAGCUGGGAAUGAAGAGGAGUGCCCAGAAGAGGACAUGGAAGGGGUAGAGGAUGGACAGGAAGGAGACCUGAAGAGAAGCCUGGCCAAGCAUCGUAUAGGGACAAAGAGGCACCGGGUUUGUCUGGAAAUACCACAGGAGGUGAGUCAGAGUGAGCUCUUCCUCAAGGAGGAGCUGAGCUCUGGCCAGUAUGAAAUGACGGAGUGCCAGGCCACCCUUGCUCCCGUGAGGCCCACCCACAACUCUGUGCGGCAAGUUGAGGAUGGCCUACCCUUUCCAGAUUACUCUGACUCCACUGAUGUCAAAUUUGAAGAGCUCAAAAAUGUCAAACUAGAAGAGGAGGAUGAGGAGGAGGAACAGGAGGCAGCUGCCCUGGAUCUUUCUGUGAAUCCCGCUUCUAUAGCCGGACGCCUGGUCUUCUCAGGUUCCAAAAAGAAAUCAUCUUCUAGCCUGGGCUCCAGUUCUUCUCAGGAUUCUGUUUCUUCUGAUUCGGAAACCAGUGAGCCCCUCUCCUGCCAAGCUCAAGUGCAAACGGGAGUUCUUACUGUGCAUAGCUAUGCCAGAGGUGAUGGCAGAGUCGCCGUGGGACAGCCGUGCAUGAGGAAGAAAGGCAGUGCCCCCAGAAGUAUCAGUGAGCGGGAGCUGGCUGAGGUUGCAGAUGAAUACAUGUUUUCCCUGGAGGAGAAUAAGAAGUCCAAGGGUCGCCGUCAGCCCUUAAGCAAGCUCCCGCGCCAUCACCCGCUUGUGUUGCAAGAGUGCAUCAGUGACGAUGAGACUUCUGAGCAAUUGACCCCUGAGGAGGAGGCUGAGGAGACAGAGGCCUGGGCCAAGCCCCUGAGCCAGCUGUGGCAGAACCGACCUCCAAACUUUGAGGCUGAAAAGGAAUUCAAUGAGACCAUGGCUCAGCAGGCCCCUCACUGUGCAGUCUGUAUGAUCUUCCAGACAUACCAUCAGGUCGAGUUUGGAGGCCUUAGUCAGAACUGUGGAAAUACUUCAGAAUUAGCCUUCCAGAAGCAGAGGACCAAGCCAUUGAUUCCAGAAAUGUGUUUCACCUCAACUGGCUGCAGCACGGACAUCAACCUGUCUACUCCGUAUCUUGAGGAGGAUGGUACCAGCAUCCUAGUUUCCUGCAAGAAAUGCAGUGUCCGGGUUCAUGCCAGUUGCUAUGGGGUACCCCCUGCAAAGGCUUCUGAAGACUGGAUGUGUUCUCGAUGUUCAGCCAAUGCCCUAGAGGAAGACUGUUGUUUAUGCUCCUUACGAGGAGGGGCCCUACAGAGAGCAAAUGAUGACAGGUGGGUCCACGUUUCAUGUGCUGUGGCAAUUCUGGAAGCAAGAUUUGUCAACAUUGCUGAAAGAAGUCCAGUGGAUGUGAGCAAAAUCCCCUUGCCCCGCUUCAAACUGAAAUGUGUCUUCUGUAAGAAGCGGAGGAAAAGAAAUGCUGGCUGCUGUGUGCAGUGUUCCCAUGGUCGGUGCCCAACUGCCUUCCACGUGAGCUGUGCCCAGGCUGCUGGGGUGAUGAUGCAGCCAGAUGACUGGCCUUUUGUUGUCUUCAUUACCUGCUUUCGGCACAGGAUUCCCAAUUUGGAGCGUGCCAAGGGGGCCUUGCAGAGUAUCACCGCAGGCCAGAAGGUCAUUAGCAAGCAUAAGAACGGGCGCUUCUACCAGUGUGAAGUAGUCAGGCUCACCACCGAGACCUUCUAUGAAGUCAACUUUGAUGAUGGCUCCUUCAGUGACAAUCUGUAUCCUGAGGACAUAGUGAGCCAGGACUGUCUCCAGUUGGGUCCUCCUGCUGAAGGGGAAGUGGUCCAAGUGAGAUGGACAGAUGGCCAAGUCUAUGGAGCUAAAUUUGUGGCUUCCCACCCCAUCCAGAUGUACCAGGUGGAAUUUGAGGAUGGCUCACAGCUUGUGGUUAAGAGAGAUGAUGUAUAUACGCUGGAUGAAGAGCUUCCCAAGAGAGUCAAGUCUAGACUGUCAGUAGCCUCAGAUAUGCGCUUCAACGAGAUUUUCACGGAGAAAGAGGUUAAGCAAGAAAAGAAACGGCAGCGGGUCAUCAACUCUAGAUACCGGGAAGAUUACAUUGAACCUGCGCUGUACCGGGCCAUCAUGGAGUAGGUGCUUCCUGGGUCCAGAAGGUUCCCAGCCUUUGAGGCGAGAGCACUCUGGUGUUCCACAGCACAGCAGACACUCGGAACUCUGAAGUCUCUAAAAGUGAAGUUGUAAAAAGAAAAGAAAUGAAAUCACCAACCUAUCACCUCCUUACCCCACCCUCUUCGCAUUCUGCCCUAGUGAAAAAGACAAGCCAUUUUGGGACAUGUGGCAGCAGCUGCUGAUCUCCCAGCUGAGGGGCUGAGCACUGGAAUGCUGUGGCUGCACUGACCCAAGUCCAAAAAAGGGGUCAACUGUGCCAGCUGGGCGGGUGGCCCUGUUCCUGGCCUAGGACUUAGUUUCCUACCAAUCAAUCACCUGCACCCCUUAGGCAGAGGUGCUGGUGCUUUACCCAGUUCUUUUUGUAUUUAUGUGAGUGUGUGUGUGUUUGUGCGUGUGUGUGCCCGCGCGUGUGCGUGUGCAUUUGGUCUGGACCAGCUUCUCCGAGCCCCUGGCCUUUACUUUCUUCCUUGCCUAUGCAGGGCAAACAAAAUGUGAAAUUCUGUCCUCAGCUAAGCUGAGUAAAGGCCCCUGGGUGUUGGCUGGAGGUGGAUGCAACAUCUGUCUAGGCCUGGAAUGGCCCCAAGAGAAUGCUGGCAAAGCUGCAGUAUUGAGAUGCUAAGGGGUUGAUGCCACCUCCUUGUCCUCCCUUGAAGGAGAACAUAGGGGUAACACGGCUGUGUGCCCGCAACAAACAUUCUAGGGACAGAGCUUCUGUGGCACAGUAUUAGAGGGUGUGGGUGGGGAAUACCCUCAAGGGAGGACUUUAAUGAUGGAAGCAGGCAGAGCCUGGUGGGUGAAUCUGUCAACAAAAUUGCAAUGGAAGGGCUGGGAGGGUUAGGAUGAAUUGGGGCCACUGGAGGCCAAGGGCAAUUAUAGGUAUGCCCUUGGUCUGGGGGUGGGAGGGAGCUGAUUUGAGGGUGGAGGGUGGGCGAAGGGGGCAAUACUGAGGGGGUUAAACAGUUUUUUGCUCCCCAUGAAUUUGUUUGCCUGGGCCCAGGAUUGGAGGGGUCACAACUAUACCCUAUGUAUACAAGAAUCAGAUUUAUAAUACUUCCCCAUUUUUGUUACGUAUGAACGCUAUAAACCAAAUUAUUUUGAAAACUGGUG
Messenger RNA from Heterocephalus glaber (naked mole-rat), 4561 nucleotides. It is a transcript of the gene Kdm4a, whose product is annotated as lysine demethylase 4A. Gene Ontology annotation, molecular function: histone H3K9 demethylase activity; histone H3K36 demethylase activity. Gene Ontology annotation, biological process: regulation of gene expression; chromatin remodeling. The record is from RefSeq and is a predicted model, not a curated record. NCBI's taxonomy places the organism in Eukaryota, Metazoa, Chordata, Mammalia, Rodentia, Bathyergidae. Gene Ontology annotation, cellular component: nucleus; chromatin.